Molecule: messenger RNA, 1536 nt
Organism: Hibiscus syriacus
Lineage: Eukaryota; Viridiplantae; Streptophyta; Magnoliopsida; Malvales; Malvaceae
Product: cytochrome P450 85A-like
Exons: 9
Coding region: 1-1458 (485 amino acids)
Biological process (GO): sterol metabolic process
Molecular function (GO): heme binding; oxidoreductase activity, acting on paired donors, with incorporation or reduction of molecular oxygen; monooxygenase activity
Source: RefSeq, a predicted model, not a curated record
AUGAGGAAGAAGUACCCCAUAACCCAUUUGCAGAAGAGCUUCUCGGAAGAAAACAAUUGCUCUUUUCAUGGUGAUUUUGUGGUGGUUCUUUGUUUUGGUCGUCUCCAUCUGCACUGCUUUGUUGAGAUGGAACGAGUUGAGAUACAGCAAGAAAGGGUUGCCUCCUGGCACCAUGGGUUGGCCAAUCUUUGGCGAAACUACCGACUUUCUCAAGCAAGGUAUGGCAGUUUCUUCAAAUCCCAUAUACUGGGGUGUCCUACGGCCGUUUCCAUGGAUCCAGAGCUCAAUAGAUAUAUACUAAUGAAUGAAGCCAAAGGCCUUGUUCCUGGUUACCCACAGUCCAUGCUUGAUAUCUUGGGGAAAUGCAACAUUGCAGCCGUCCAUGGCUCCACGCAUAAGCUGAUGAGAGGAGCCUUACUUGCCCUCAUUAACCCCACCAUGAUCAGAGAACAACUCUUGCCUAAAACAGAUGAAUUCAUGACAACUUUCCUCACUGAUUGGGACAACAAAGUCAUUGACAUCCAAGAAAAGACCAAAGAGGUUUGCAUCAUAUUCAAAUUCAUACAAAUUUCAGAUGGCAUUUUUUCAUCACUUAAGAAAAUUGCCACUCCUGAAUCCACUUCAGUAGCUCAAGAAUUCAUGCCUGAGUUCUUUAAAUUGGUGUUGGGGACCUUAUCGCUUCCUAUCGAUCUUCCCGGUACAAAUUAUCGACGUGGACUUGAGGCAAGGAAAAUAAUUCUAAGAAUACUAGAACAGCUGAUUGAAGAGAGAAGAGAUUCCGAAGAAACCCACAAGGACAUGCUUGGGUACUUGAUGACAAAAGAUACUAGUCAUAGACACGAACUUAGUGAUGCCGAGAUCAUUGAUCAAAUAAUCACGAUUUUGUAUUCCGGUUACGAAACUGUUUCGACUACAUCGAUGAUGGCCGUCAAGUAUCUCCACGAUCAUCCAAGAGUUCUUGAAGAGCUGAGAAAAGAACAUAUGGCAAUUAGAGAAAGAAAAAGAGCAGAGGAUCCAAUUGAAUGGAAUGAUCUUAAGCCAAUGAAGUUCACCAGAGCUGUGAUUUUUGAGACUUCAAGAUUAGCUACCAUUGUUAAUGGAGUUUUGAGGAAAACUACUGAAGAAAUGGAACUAAAUGGAUUUGUGAUUCCUAGAGGGUGGAGAAUUUACGUAUAUACAAGAGAGAGAAACUAUGAUCCUUUUACAUAUCCUGAUCCAUUAGUCUUCAAUCCCUGGAGAUGGAUGGACAAGAGCUUGGAAUCUCAAAGCAAUUUCCUGAUAUUCGGUGGAGGGACCAGGCAGUGUCCAGGAAAGGAACUAGGAAUUGCAGAGAUUUCCACAUUUCUUCAUUAUUUUGUAACUAGAUACAGGUGGGAAGAAGUAGGGGUAGAAAAACUGAUAAAAUUUCCGAGAGUUGAAGCACCAAAUGGACUGCAUAUUAGGGUUUCAUCAUACUGACAAAAAACAGUUGUAUGUAUGUAUGUACAGAAGAGACAGCAAAUGUUUUGAGCAGGAGUAGAGUUUUGCCUCACUUCA